AGAAUGUCACGUUUUUUCCAGGCUGACUCCAGUUCAUCAGAGUCAGAUUCGGAUGUGUCAAAUCAUGAAGAGCAAUUGCAAGUCACCAGAAAAACGGCUUCUAAGCCGACACAAAACAAAUUCAAUGUUAAAAAUAUUUUCGGAGAUGAGGCCGAAGAUGAAAAACGAGUUGUCAUCAGUGCCAGGGAGAAGAGAUAUGAAGAGCUACGCAAUCUGAUCCGCAGCAUGAAAAACUCGAAAAAAAUCAACGACUUCUCCAGCAUCCUGACUCUCUUCGAAGACUUAGUUAAGGUUUUUGAGAAGUCCAAGGCAGUGCUGGCACGGAGUGGCGAGGAUGUGCCGGAGUUCUACAUCAAAUGUAUUGCAGAUCUUGAAGACUACAUAUCACUGAGUUGGGAGGAUAAAGAUUUGCGUGGUCGUCUGAGCAAAACUAACGGCAAAUGUCUAGGAACACUUCGCCAGAAAAUCAGAAAAUACAACAAAGAUUUCGAACAUGAAGUGAAAAACUACCGUGAGAAUCCAUGGGACUCGGCAGCUGAGGGCGCAGAUGGAGAGGGUGGGGGAAUGGGUGAUGGCGAUGACCAAGACAUUCCGGAACCCGAUAGUGACGACGAUAUGGACAGCAGGAAUUUCACGAAAGACGAAUUUCUGGCCAUGAAAGAUAAAAGUGGCGGUCGCGGAGCCAAAGAUGACGAGUCGAGUGUGAGUAGCUGGGGAGGGAGUAGCGUAUCCUCCUCCGUAAGUUCAGUCGAAAUCAAAAAGGAAGGCGAGAAAAUCGUGUUCAAAAACAUCGCUCACUUCUUCAUCAAAAAGGAGACGAGUGAGAAAGUGCAGACGAAGGAGAGCAAUAAGGAAAAGGAGCAGCGGAAGCAACAGAGGAGGAAAGAGAGGGAGAGAAGACAGUUGCAGAAGAUGGCAGAAGCAGAAGGUGGGGCUUCAGGGGACCCCUUUUCCACCGAACGAGAGAGAGCUCGUCUGUUCCCGAAAGACAGCGAAGUGUCUCUUGACAUGCUCGUGAAGAAGUUCCGAGAAGUGAUUUCGAACAGAGGCAAAAAAGGAACAGACAAGUAUGAGCAGAUUGAGUUGCUGGGAGAGUUGCUGACUGUAAGUGAGCUGAACCAAGCAGCCUUGGGAGUGGGCGUCCAGUGCAAAGUCUACAUCAGUCUCAUUUCGGCUACUUUUGACCUCAACUCAAAUAUCUUCGACUCGAUGAAGCUCAAACACUGGCUCCUUGCAUUGGAACACCUGGAGAAGUUGUGUGCUCUGGUGUGUGAUAACAUCUCGUGUCUGAAAGUGGACCCCACUUUCACAGAGGAAGAAGAACAACUGAAGAAAGAAAAAGACAAGGAGACGACAACAACAGCGUCAUCAGCUCAAGUCAAGGAGAAAGCAGAGAACCAGGAGAACGGUGCUGGAGCUGCAGAUUCAAAAGAAGGAGAGAGUGAAAGUAAAGAAAAGUCGGAUGAAGAGCCCAAAGAAAAGGAGAAACCGAAGGGUGAACGCGAGUUCCUGUACAAAGUGAACGGAUGUGUGUUGACCAUGAUCAAUCGACUGAGCACGGAGUUCACCAAGAUCUUGCAAGACUCGGACUGUCAUUCGACUGACUAUGUUGACAAACUGCGAUAUGAGCCGCGAGUGUAUCAACUGGUGGUGCGUUGCCAGACAUACCUGGAACAGAGCGGGGCUGAGCCGGAACAGCUGUGCAAGUGCUACCUAGCCAGACUGGAACUCCUCUACUACAAGUUUGAUCCGACAAGUGUGAACGUGAGUGCCGGUAGCAGCAGUGACCAGUGGGGUUCCGCCGAGGAUGAACCGAUCCAGAAGCAGCAGCCGAAAGAGGGCGAGGAGGAGUCGGGAUUAGUGGUGGACAGACUGUGUAAGUUCAUCUACACGAAUGAUAAGACGAACUGGAUCCGAACGAGGGCUGUAUUGUGCCAGAUAUUCCAUCUGGCUCUACACGACAGGUGGUUUCAGGCACGUGACUUGAUGCUGAUGAGUCACCUGCAGGAGUCGAUCCAGUUUGCAGAUGUGGAGACUCAGUUGCUGUACAACAGGACUCUGGUGCAGUUGGGACUGUGUGCAUUCAGACAUGGCAACAUCCGAGUCGCCCAUGAUGCUCUCCUAGACAUACAGAGUAGUGGACGCAAGAAGGAGCUGCUCGCACAGGGACUCUCGACUCGAACUGCCGUUGAGAGAACAGCGGAACAAGAGAAGAUAGAGAGAAGACGACAACAGGCAUUCCACACCCACAUCAACUUGGACUUGCUCGAGUGUGUGUACCUUGUGAGUGCUAUGCUACUAGAGAUACCAUAUAUGGCAUGUCACGAGGGAGAUACGAAGAGACGCAUGAUUAGCAAGAGUUUUCACAAUCAGCUGAAACAAAGUGAGCGACAACCUUUGCCGGGCCCGCCUGAGAACAUGCAUGAACACGUGAUCGCAGCGGCUAAAGCUAUGAGAAUGGGCGAAUGGGAAAUGUGUUACGACUACGUUGUCAACCCGAAAAUGAACGCAAGGGUCUGGGACCUUUUUCCUCGUCCACAGUCAGUGAAAGUGAUGUUGAAGAGAAAAAUACAAGAGGAGUCCCUGAGAGCAUACUUGUUCACGUUUGGCAGCAAGUUUUCAACCAUAAGUCUGGAUAACCUAGCCCGUUUGUUCCGACUGGAAACUCAUACAGUUCAUUCGAUAGUGUCCAAACUCAUCAUCACUGAAGAGCUUCAGGCGUCGUGGGAUGAGCCCAGCAACUGUGUGGUGGCCCACAGGAGUGACCCGUCCAGUGUGCAGAAACUGUGCAACCAGCUUAGUGAGAAGUUGAACCAUCUGGUGGAGAGCAACGAACGACUGCUGGAAGCCAUGGGCAACAAAAACAUGCACUACAUGUUUCAGGGUGGAUCGAACCGAGAUCAGGGCGAUCGGGGCAACAAGGGGGAUCGCAACCAGGACAACCGUGGAGGGGGCGAAGGGGGAGACAAUCGGAACCAGAGGGGAGGGGGCAACCGAGGAGACCAUCACCGGGGGGAUAGGGGAGACAGGGGGCACCACCAGUCGAACCGAAUGCGACCGAUGUGGACUUAAGGGGGAGUUGAAUAAAUUAAACAAGUCAAUUAUAAAAAGCAGUGAUAGUGUCAUCAGCAACGAUUAUAAAAAGAACAACAAUGACUGCGCUGAAAACGAAGAAGCACGCUAUGCCAAUUGUCAAUAUGUUAACUGGGGCUGUAAUUGUGAACUUCAACAUAAUAAAACAAUUGAAGUUCAUGAUGGAAGUUUUUUUGUUUGCAUGAAUGAUGGAACUGAAUGUAAACGGGGUCUUUGUUGUUUUUCUGCUGUCCGAUUUGGAGUGUUGUUGUUUGCUGUGCAUUUUCAAAAAUACUCCAAUUUGUUGCUUUCCAUGUGCUUUUUGCUGGCUCGGAUUUUGAGUCUAACCAGAGGGGCAUCGGAGGGGAAAUUGAAAUUCGGGAUCAACUACUCAGAUGAAAUUUAUAACUAAAAAAUGUAUCAAACUGACUUUUGUUACAAUUACUCUCCUGAAACUGAAGCUCCUCUGGUUGUAUUGUUUGCUUAAUGUACUGAUAAAUGACUACUCGUAUUUAUUAUGUUACGAUUGAUGGCUCGUUGGAAUACCUAAUUCAUUUUGCAACGA
Messenger RNA from Symsagittifera roscoffensis, 3637 nucleotides. RefSeq names its product eukaryotic translation initiation factor 3 subunit C-like. The record is from RefSeq and is a predicted model, not a curated record. The coding region runs from base 4 to 3072 and encodes 1022 amino acids. Gene Ontology annotation, molecular function: translation initiation factor activity; RNA binding; translation initiation factor binding. Lineage: Eukaryota; Metazoa; Xenacoelomorpha; Acoela; Convolutidae. The transcript is spliced from 14 exons. Gene Ontology annotation, cellular component: eukaryotic translation initiation factor 3 complex. Gene Ontology annotation, biological process: translational initiation.